AUGCCUUCGAGCGUAAUAGCAUUUCCGCCUCCAAAUGACUUGGAAGCAACUUGGAGCUUUCUUGAAAGUGACCAGAUUAUGAACAGGCCUGACAAGAGCUUAGCUAUAAACAAUAUAUGGCUCUCUAUGU
Ambispora leptoticha is the source of this 130-nucleotide messenger RNA. Lineage: Eukaryota; Fungi; Glomeromycota; Glomeromycetes; Archaeosporales; Ambisporaceae. The record is from the annotation of a GenBank genome assembly.